GAGUGCGUGAGUGCCUGAGUGCAAAUAGUGCGUGAGUGCGACUGUAAAAAAUUAGGGUGUACAUACACGUGUCGUGCGCGCUUUGUGUCUUACGGUGCGCAUGCACUUGGCGAAAUAAAUGAGUUGCACAUUUACGUUGACUCGCAUAGCGGAAUGAGCGGAGGCGAUUCCCUUCAUCCGCGUCCUUUAGGGUCCGCCCUUAAGGACAUAAGUGCUUUUUUCGGUCGUAGUGGCAAGACACCAAGGUCACCCCCGGAUGAAAACGCACAGAGUUCUGCAUCACCUGCAGUGGUUGCCGUUGAAGAAACACCGGUUGAACACGCCUUAGUCAACAUGGAGGCUGAAAGAGGAACCUUGUUGGCGUCAGAGAGCGCAGGACAGACCAUGGUGCAACUCCCGCUUUUAGUUCCUCCCUCCUCCACGGAACAAGAGCUUGCUUCCAGUAUCAGUAAACUGCAAGAAGCUCUGGCGGUUGCAAGAGAGUUGCAUGAAUUCACUAAAGAUCGAAACAAUGUACAUGCUCCGAUCAAGAAGAUGUCGGUGAGCAUCCUGUCGUCGCUAACCUGUAUUGAACGGGAACUGCUUACCAUGAAGAUGAGGGUGGAAAGGAUCGAAAAGGCGUCUAUGAAACCCAAGGCAGGCCUUACAACUACACCGAUCUCGGGGAAGAGAAACAGGAAGGUGAGAACACCAGAGGAAGCAGAGGAGGUAAAACGGGCAAAGAACGAUGCCCCAAAUUGUAACCAGAUAGCCCCAGAACCUAUUGAAGAGCAGGAGAAAUCAGAGAGUAGCGAGUUAUGGAGCACGGUGGUCAGCAAAAAGGCCAAACGUAAGGCUACAAUAGAUUCGGCCACAGAUGUUGGUCAAGGUAGACCUGGUGCACCAAAUGGUCCAACUAAACUGACCUCAUGGCGACCGAAAACGGAGGCGAUCCUGGUCGAGACAAACGAAGUGUCUACACACAAGGACAUACUUCGAAAACUGAAGACUGAUCCCGAGCUACAGCCGUUUGGCAAACAAGUCGCACGAGUUAGAAGUACCAAAAAUGGAGGUUUACUCUUUGAGCUAAAGAAGAACGAUGGUACCUACAGUGAAGAUUAUUCCGAAAAAAUCCAAAAGGCCAUCGGAGAAUCCGGAAAAGUAAAAACCCUUGGGCAAAUGGAGACUGUCGAAAUUCGCUAUAUCGAUGAAGAGACAGAGGCAGAUGAUGUCGAACGAGAAGUGCGAAAUCAAUUUGCCUGCACCGAAGGCUGUAAAUUGGAAGUAAGAAUGAAAUCUUCUUACUCGGGUAUGCAGACUGCCAUCGUUAAACUUCCAGCAAAGCUAGUGCCGGCGAUGACAGCAGCAGGGAAAAUACAAAUAGGCUGGUCAGUCUGCCCAGUGCGGGUCAGCACUCCGAGCAGAAAAUGCUACCGCUGCUGGCAAACGGGCCACAUCUCACAGGACUGCAAGGGUCCAGACAGGAGUAAAUGCUGCCUGCGCUGCGGAGAUGAAGGUCACUUCGCUUCUGCGUGCCAAAAAACUCCUCGAUGUGUGUUCUGUCCAGCUGGUUUCAACGCGCAUCAUUCGAGUGGAGCAUUCUGCCCAGUGACGAAAAAAACAACAUCAUGGAAGUAGUCCAGAUAAAUCUGAACCACUGUGAAACAGCCCAGGACCUCCUGAGCCAGGUAUUGAUUGAAGAGGAGGCAGAUAUUGCUAUUAUAUCAGAGCCUUACAGGGCUCCAAUCGGAUCUACGAAUUGGGUGGCUGAUAAAAC
This is a messenger RNA of Anopheles gambiae (African malaria mosquito), 1756 nucleotides long. RefSeq lists its product as uncharacterized. The coding region runs from base 154 to 1617 and encodes 487 amino acids. The record is from RefSeq and is a predicted model, not a curated record. Gene Ontology annotation, molecular function: nucleic acid binding; zinc ion binding. The transcript has a single exon. Lineage: Eukaryota; Metazoa; Arthropoda; Insecta; Diptera; Culicidae.